Messenger RNA from Hemicordylus capensis (graceful crag lizard), 4293 nucleotides. RefSeq lists its product as uncharacterized. The coding region runs from base 942 to 2327 and encodes 461 amino acids. NCBI's taxonomy places the organism in Eukaryota, Metazoa, Chordata, Lepidosauria, Squamata, Cordylidae. The transcript is spliced from 2 exons. Gene Ontology annotation, molecular function: DNA binding. Gene Ontology annotation, biological process: DNA integration; DNA recombination. The record is from RefSeq and is a predicted model, not a curated record.
CGAUCGCAGCCGCUCUAGGCUGCGCGGCUUGUUUGCCCUCAGCCCCACCCCCUGGAGCACGUGGCACUGGGAGCUAGCUCCCAUUGGCCCGGCUCCGUCUCGGAGGCGGGGCUAGCAGCAGUGAACCGGCAGCAGGCCUGUGCCGGCUCAGUCCUUCCCUGACCGAGCAGAAGGAAGGACGUGCUGCUGCUCGGCUUCGGGGCCUCCACGUGGCUGGCUGGGUACCCGAAUCGGAAGCCGGAGCAGGAGGCCCAUGGGAGUGGAACGUCGGGGAGCAGUGCAGCGGCCCUUCGAGCGAGCAGCGGAUUGGAGCGGCUGGGCGGCCAGGGCCUCUGUAGCCCGGCCGCCUGUGGUAACGGGCUCUGGGGGGAUCACAGGAGAGGCUUUUAAGUCCUCCUCGGAACGGCCUUUGAUCUUCGGGCCUCUCCACACAAGGGCUUCUAGGCCCCGGCAGGCCCAAGCUGCCCAGCAUCGAGUGAGGGCAGCAGGCCGCCCCAGGCCCUCAGUAGGCCGCACCAGGCCUUCAGCGGGGGGGCAAUUGACUAACCCGGUCAUCUGGGGGAGGGUUGAUUGGACGUUGGGGGUGUUGGCUUGAACUGUGUGAACCCCUUCAACCCAGGGCCCAUUUAGGCCUUCUGCUAAGGGCGGCCUUUGCCUUUAUUGUCGGGCCUGUAGGGCCUAACCCCCCCCCCACACACCCAUUUUGGGGGCCUGCAUUGACUAGGCCUCCCUGGUGGGCUCGUGGGCCUCCCCUGCCGGGCCUAAGCUUCAUUUGGGGGCCUUUCAGUGGGGCUGGGCCUUACCACGGCUAGGUGGGGCAGGCGCUGUGACUCAUAGGCCUUCCUUGCCAGCGUAGGCCUCAGUCAGCCUUGCGCCGGCCAGGUCACUCGUUUACGCACUUGAGGGCAGGGUACAGGCCCAUAAGCUUCAUCCUUUGGGACAUGGGCCCUAAGAAAGCCCCAGUUAAGAAAGCCCCAGUUAAAAAGGGUGGGAAGGCUCCAGCCAAGAAGGGUGGCAAGCCAACGCGGCCACCUAAGAGGCCAAACGCACCCGCCGAAUCCUCCUCCGACGAUGAGGGCGAUUUGGAACUGGGUGCCAUCAGGGCGUUUAUAGCACGGCUGCAGGCCCUUGAGAGGCAGCGCACCACUCUAGAGGGCGACGAGGCGGGCGGGGGGCCUUCGGGGGUGCCCCCACAUGCAAAAAAGUCAAACAGGGCGGAAAAGAAGGCAAAACUAAUGCAGGGCUUUGCUGACCGUCUAGCAGCUUUGGAGGCGGCGGCGGGAACUGCCCACGAGGAACCAGCGGGGAUCACGACACAACCGGCGGACUCAGGACCAGGAGACGGCAGGGACGACAAUGAUGCAGCGCUUCCGGAAGCUGGCACCUGGAGCCGCCAAGGAGCCCGAGCAGGUGCCCGAAUGGUUGUGGAACCUUGGGAUGUAGAGGCGUUUAGGGCCAUCCAAGCCUCCAUAGCGCCCAGGACACGGGUUGCCUACGACAAAAGGGUCAGGGCCUUUCUGCAGUUUAGAGCUCAGGUAGGAUUGGUCCAUGUGUGGCCUGUGCCGCCGGAACAGCUGAUGCAGUACCUGGUGCACCUCCGUGCCCAGGGGCUGGCGGUGAGCACCAUGGCCGGCCAUUUGGCUGCGCUGGCUUUCUUUGGGAAAGCAAGGGGCCUCCCCGACCAUUCUGGGGACUUCAGGGUCCGGCGCAUGCUGGAGGGCUGGGCGAGGGAGACGCCCGUGCAACCUGACCGACGUAGGCCGGUCACCCCAGAGGCGCUGCAGCUGGCACUGCGGCAACUUGCUGGGGUUUGUGCGUCUCCUUAUGAGGAGGUCCUGUUCAGGGCGGCAGCCUUGGUUGCUUUCUUCGGGGCCUUUAGGGUUGGAGAGAUGUUCCCCAGGAGCAGGCGCGGCCCCACGAGUAGGGUACUUCAAUUCAGUGACCUCACCGUGGGUGCUUCCCGGGUGGUACUGCACCUUAGGUUUUCAAAAACAGAUCAGAGAGGCAAGGGGCAGAGUGUCGCGCUGCAUGCCGCUGGCGACCCGGGCUUGUGCCCAGUCCGUGCACUGGAGGACUACACGGAGGCCAGGGGUUCAGCUAUGGGGUGCCUCUUUAUCCACGCUAAUGGGCGCCACGUGACCCAAUUCCAGUUUUGGGCGGUGAUGAGGAGAGCCUUUGUGGCGGCGGGGGUGCCUACCCAGGAUCUGGCCCCCCACUCCUUUCGGAUUGGGGCGGCUUCCAUGGCUGCUCGGAUGGGUUAUUCGGGCCCGGAAAUCCGGCGGCUGGGCAGGUGGCGGUCAGCGGCUUACCGCCGAUACGUGCGGUAGAUGGGCGCAUAAAUUCUGCCCCACCCCACCCCCACCCACGAACCAUUUAUUUGUGCCACUCCUAACGCUUUCUCCUCUUGCGCAGGGCCUCAGUCGGCUGGGCCGAGGGCGGCCGGGCAGCGCGCAAGAGUCCUCAUACUGGGCCAUUCCUUCAUUUUCUGGGCACGCAAGUGGGCGCAGAGCGCCGACCCUGGAACCCAGCUUGGUUUGGGGCGUUGGGCCACUGUGGAGUGGCUUGGCCGGCGGGGCAUGCGGAGGGCCCAGUUCCUGCCGAUGCUGCACGAGUUCCUGGAAGGGAAUCCUGUCCCGGAUGUCCUGCUGCUGCAUUUUGGAGGCAACGACCUGGUGGACCAGUCUGGCAUUUCGCUCUCAAGACAGAUUGCCCAGGACCUGGUGGUCGCCCUCUCCUGGUGCCCGGGGCUGGUGGUCAUCUGGUCUGACAUCACUCAGCGGCGAGUCUGGAGGGGGGCGGUGAAGCAGAACAAGGUAGAUAGGGCUAGGCGCGGGGUGAACGCGGCCAUGGCGCGCUUCAUCGCCUCAAAGGGGGGUGGGUGCAUCCCACACAACGACAUCGCGUUCUCGCUCCCCCAGUUAUUCAGGGGUGAUGGGGUGCACUUGUCCCCCCUUGGUAUGAGGUAUUUCUUAGACGAUCUGCGGCUGGGGUUGGCAACAGUGCUGUUAGGCCUGUGGGGUGGCGGGGCGUCAAGCUAGGCUGACGCCCGCUGUGGCGGGCACAGUGCGGAGGUGAGCGGCUGAUGCGGUGCGGCACCUUAGGUAAGCUUUAGCUGUAAGGUGGAGGGGCAGAUCCCUUGAGGCUUUACAGAUCAGGGAUGCUGCCUUGCUCCCACCUCCCUGCAACCGACACCCUUCCGUAUGGCUUUACAGCGUCGGACAGGUGAUGUAAAUUGCAGGGUCCUGACCUUAGGUCGGCAACGAAGGGCGCCCCCUUCUGGAAGGUGGGCCGCCUGGAGCCGAGGUGUCUGUGCCAUGAGAUUCUAGGGCGGGGGUGGCCACGUGGUGCCCCCCCCAUCCGAGCCCGCACUGUUGCUGCUCUGAAUGCCAACCCCAGCUGCCGUGCCUGUGCAGGCACUGUCUUAAAACCUUGUACCCCUAAUAAAGUGACCAGUUCCUCCAUAAUACUUCUGUGUCCGUGUCUCCUUGGGUCUGGGUGCAAGCCAGCCGAUCGCAGCCGCUCUAGGCUGCGCGGCUUGUUUGCCCUCAGCCCCACCCCCUGGAGCACGUGGCACUGGGAGCUAGCUCCCAUUGGCCCGGCUCCGUCUCGGAGGCGGGGCUAGCAGCAGUGAACCGGCAGCAGGCCUGUGCCGGCUCAGUCCUUCCCUGACCGAGCACCCUCCCUCCCUCCCUCUGGCAUAGGUUGGGCUUUGCUGGUCGCCGUUUGGGGCCGGGCAGGAAUUUUUUGGGUAUACGCUUGAUUGGCCUUAGCGUGCACCUUUUUUCGCCUGCCUCAACCUAUACCAGUUAGUAGCAAGGUUGCUUAGCAGGAUUGAUUAGUUAGCCAGGGAAUAGCUUGUGGUCACUUUUACCACGGGGUUAGCGGGCACAGUGCGGAGGUGAGCGGCUGAUGCGGUGCGGCACCUUAGGUAAGCUUUAGCUGUAAGGUGGAGGGGCAGAUCCCUUGAGGCUUUACAGAUCAGGGAUGCUGCCUUGCUCCCACCUCCCUGCAACCGACACCCUUCCGUAUGGCUUUACAGCGUCGGACAGGUGAUGUAAAUUGCAGGGUCCUGACCUUAGGUCGGCAACGAAGGGCGCCCCCUUCUGGAAGGUGGGCCGCCUGGAGCCGAGGUGUCUGUGCCAUGAGAUUCUAGGGCGGGGGUGGCCACGUGGUGCCCCCCCCAUCCGAGCCCGCACUGUUGCUGCUCUGAAUGCCAACCCCAGCUGCCGUGCCUGUGCAGGCACUGUCUUAAAACCUUGUACCCCUAAUAAAGUGACCAGUUCCUCCAUAAUA